This is a messenger RNA of Babesia ovata, 417 nucleotides long. RefSeq lists its product as uncharacterized. The record is from RefSeq and is a predicted model, not a curated record. Bases 1 to 417 code for a protein of 138 amino acids. NCBI's taxonomy places the organism in Eukaryota, Apicomplexa, Aconoidasida, Piroplasmida, Babesiidae. The transcript has a single exon.
AUGAGUGGCGGCGGCAACUCACACGACGCCCCGAUUUGCGGGAUCCCUGGGCACGGCACGUUCAGACCGGACUCAGCCUGGCAACGUGCCCUCGCCCGGAACGCCGGCUUGUACCGCUACCCGCACACCGACAGCGACAAGAACAUGACGGAAACCCAGUUCGAGAAGCUGGUGCGCGAGGAUGACCCCAAGUCGGCCUGCACGCCGCUGCUGGUUCAGGAGUUCCGCUGUCUGAACCGCAACGAUUUCGGCGCUGACGCGGGUCACGCGGCUACCAAGUGCGUGAAGUGGUACAACGAGUGGAUGCAGUGCAAGUGGGACGAGGAAAAGAUGCGGUUCGGCUACAGUUACCUGGAGGAUCUGCCGGCGCGGAAGCACAAGGCCUACAUUGCAGCCCCCAACUACCAGUAUUCGUGA